AUGGCUGAAAAGAAGUGCGCCUGUGAAUGCGAAUGCUGCAAAGACUCUUGCAAAUGCGGAACCACCUGUGUUCCAAACUGCUCUGGUGGUGAAAAGUGUAAGUGCGGCCACAAGUCUGAAAGUACCCAAUGUAACAGUUGCGGUAAAAGUUGCAAAUGCGGUGCCACCUGCAGUUGUGAAAAGAGUAAAUGCACCUGUGACGAAUAG
Saccharomyces eubayanus is the source of this 207-nucleotide messenger RNA. Its product is annotated as CRS5-like protein. Lineage: Eukaryota; Fungi; Ascomycota; Saccharomycetes; Saccharomycetales; Saccharomycetaceae. The transcript has a single exon. The coding region runs from base 1 to 207 and encodes 68 amino acids. The record is from RefSeq and is a predicted model, not a curated record.